Molecule: messenger RNA, 1201 nt
Organism: Macroventuria anomochaeta
Lineage: Eukaryota; Fungi; Ascomycota; Dothideomycetes; Pleosporales; Didymellaceae
Exons: 2
Coding region: 22-1074 (350 amino acids)
Cellular component (GO): mitochondrion
Source: RefSeq, a predicted model, not a curated record
AUUCGCGCCACAACAACCAAUAUGUCGACAAAAAUCCCCCUCCGAAUACCACGAUUAUCCGCGCACCCAAUGCGUCAUCAGUGCCUCUUCCAACGGCGCACCGUCCCCUCUACACCGCGAUGCAUUGCCGCAACGUCCGCGCGAGCCUUCUCCUCGACCCCUGCACGACCACGUAAGAAGGAGAACAGACUAGUAGACGGGAGAAUGCAAAUGGCAGCUGCAGAGGCGACGAUUCGCGGUCAACCAUCUCCCAACGUCCAGCAAGACAAGCGGGAUGCGCAAGAGAUGGCUGAAGAUAUUGGGUUACUGCAGAACACAAUCAUCCGCGCACCGUUUAGCCAGCUGCCCAAGCCUACGAGUUGGGAGUUCUACAGCUACUUCUGGUCGCUGCUCAAGGCGAAGUUCACGGCAUUGUACACAAGGAGCCAUUUUAAGAGAUGUGUGCACAAGAAGGGCAUUGCAUCUUACCUACCUGUGGACUUCAUGAGGCAGAAGGAAUUGAAGAACAAGGCGAAGAAGAUGUACAAGAGAUACUACGACUUGCUUGCUGCCGGCGACGCCAAAUCCCUGCGAAAGCUCUCCCUCCCACCCCUUGCCGCCGCCCUGCGCUCCCAAAUCUCCGCCCGUGGCCCCGUGAAGAUGUCCUGGCAACUCCACAAAUUCAAGUCCGCGCGCAUCGUCUCGCACCGCUGCUCCCCGCUGGGAAGCGACCACCCAGACACCUCCUACCGCCAAUGCAUCGUGCGCUUGGAGUCCGAACAGCAGCUGUCCAUGACACCCGUCUCGUCUCCCAGCGCCACGCACAAGACAUGCGCGCCGAAGUGGACGCCGAGCUACGCGCAGAGCAAGCAAGACGUUAUCAGCACCGCAGAACCAGAGCAGAAUGCGGAGGCCAAGGAUAAGGGGAAUGUGCAGACUGUUGUCGAAUAUUUGGUCAUGCAGACGAGGGUUAUGGACGGGAAGGAGGAGGAGUGGAAGGUGUGGGGUUUCGCGAGUGAGUCUACGCCUGCGAAGAUCGAGGAGGAUGAGCAGUACUGGAAGAAGAUGCUGGACAUCCAAACUGCGUCAGCAUGAAAUUGAGGCUGGUACUGGAAGAGUGAAGUUGCAGAAAGAAGAAACAUUGUAAGCAUAGUUGUGUACAUGCCAGGACAUAGGCAACUGUAUAAAUUCCUGUCACAGAGAAACCUUGAAAUGAAAAGGC